GGGGAGAUGGCUUUGUUGUCAAGGAUGUGUGUAAAAGCAAAGACGAAGAGAGAAGAUGAUAUAUAUGUAGCAGGAAUAGCAAUGAGAGGCAGUAAAGGACCAGCCCAGUUGGCUCUGUCCACUGCUUACUCACUCAAUUUCUGGCCUCUGUAUCAUUUUAUGGUCAUCAUCAAGCAACCUACCUCACCACCGCUGCUAGUCUUCGAUUUUCAACCUAAAGAUCCUGAAAAUUUGUAUGUUGCACUUGCUGCUCUUUCUGGUAAUUAUGUUCCAGGAGUCGUUAACACAAGGACGUUGUCAAAGCUGCUUAAAUCUAAAUGCUGGUUCGUAGGAUCUUCGGAAAUGGAUGCUGUUGAAGGCGCAUAUGAGUUCAACAAAAGUUGGCAAACUGAUUUGAGGAUUGGUCAUCAUGAUUGUCGAGAUUAUACAAAUGGACUGGUGCAGUAUCUCACCGGCGAAGAAAAUGUGUUGGAACGUCUGGGGAAAAGUGGUUGGAGAUAGAAUAAGUAGGUGUUGUAUAUCCUGCCAGUCCCAAGUUGUCCUAUCUUAAAGCCUGUGAGCAUCUUCGCUAGCCAGAGUAUUUAUUGGCUCUCAGUUCACAAUAUAAAUGGAAGCUUUGACAUCAAACUAGUUAUCGGUCUGUUUAAUUUUUUUACAAUAUCAUGCUCUUGUAUUAUGUUAUCCUUCUUGCACCCCCCUUAGAUCCCUUCACUGUGAUGCGCAGACUGGUUAUUAUAAUCAAGCUUGUGUGGAGCCUUGUCAGAGUCAAGACAAAGUGGCAUUCUAUGUAAUAAUUUGAUUUCUUAUGCCACUAUGAGGGUGUCCGGGUCUCUGUUUUCCUCGGAAGAGGAUAUAAGCACCUCAAUAUGUCUUCUAUCCUAUAUAAGAAGAGGGAACUGAGAGCCAGACGGGCUCUAUGUAUUUUUACAGACAUAAAUGAUAUUGUUCCUUGUGAUGAACUUGUAUGUCAUUUAUCCUCCAUGUAUUUUCUUAAGUCUGCAGGCUCUACAACCAAGGAAAGUGGCCUUUUAACUUCAGAGUAUGGAGGCACUAGUUAUUCUCUGUUA
Molecule: messenger RNA, 1067 nt
Organism: Daucus carota subsp. sativus
Lineage: Eukaryota; Viridiplantae; Streptophyta; Magnoliopsida; Apiales; Apiaceae
Exons: 4
Coding region: 7-501 (164 amino acids)
Source: RefSeq, a predicted model, not a curated record